AUGGCACAAAAGACAUCGAAUGGUAUGACAUUGUUGGAUUGUUCAAAGGCUGCCAUUGAACACUUUAUAAAGAUAAGAUCAAAGGAUAGUUCAAUAAGGAAUGAUCGAUUCUUCUUGAUAACGACUGAAGAAUCGAACCAUGCGAUAAAGAGUGGAUGGCGCGACCCUUACACAUCGUUCCUUGGCGAGUUGAAGAACCUGAGCGCAUGCGACCUCUCCAAUCUGCCCGCCUCACUAUCGCGUGCAUUCGACUUGCUCAAUCAGUUCCGUCUGCAUCAGAUGAUCGACAACUAUGGCAUGGGUCGCAACCCCUGGUUCGUCGACCCAUCCGUCGUCAUCCUGCUCACCGACGGCAGCUGCAUGACCACACAAGCGUCAAACUACGCCGCAGGCGUCGUCGACACCUUCUCGCUGCCACGCUCUCAAUUGCCCGGUUCAGAGAUGACCCACGAGCCCUAUCGUUGGGACCAGCGUCUCUACUCAAUCAUGAUGCGAUUCGCUGGUGUCGCCAGUGGACUGCCGCCAAGCCAACCUUCUCAGCAACAGACAGAGACCAUGGCGUCCACGUGUGAUGCGACUGGUGGCAAGUUACAGGUCGCCACCAAUAUGAAACAGAUGAUACUACAGAUCGAGUCACUGAUUCAGCGUCUACAGAGUGGUGUGGUAGUCUCACUCGAAGCCAUCCCUCAGCCAUCUCUCCCACACGUGCCUCCACCAUCACUUCACAAGAUGAUCUAUGUACGCACGGGUCAGGUAGGCUUCUGGCCGAUACCAGAGGCUUACUAUCCAGACUUGCACACUAGCUCAUUGCCACAACGUAAUUCACAUCCAAUCAUAAGGUAUUCCUUAACUGACAAGGAUCCGAGCAUCCCAGAGAACUUCCCAUUCGACAAGUAUGAAGUUGAAGUAUGCCCAGCCACUCAAUACCUCAUCUCUGCAAAGGUCAACUGUGCACAAACAUUUGUAUAUAAUAGCCAAUCGAUAUCUGGACAAGGCGAACCAUUUGGAUACCUGAGACCAAGCUCAAAUGGACAGACGGUGAACUUGUUCGUCUUCCCAUAUAACUAUCCGAGACUGUGGACACUGUUGGAUGAGCUGGUCAAUCAGUUGAAGUUGUCACCGUCGCCCAAGUGGAAGCAGGAGUUUGAGAGCUACCUGCUAUCUAUCCCACCCUACUACAUCAUGCCGAUGAGGAAUGCCCUGAAGCGAUUCUGUACAUUAAACCUGGUGCCCGACAACAUCGACAUGCAGUUCACCAACUACAUGGGCAAUAUUGCCAAGCGACUCAAGGCUUUGUCCGUCCAGAUCCAAGCAAAGGAUGCUGAGCGACAGCAACAGCAGCAACAACAACAGCAACAGCAACAACAACCUCCGCCAAUCACAGGAAAGCAACCACCUCAACAGCGACCACAACAACAACAACAGCAGCAACAACAACAACAACAGAAGAUGGUACAAUCACAGCCACCCCCUCCCAAGGUGGAGCUGACCGGACAGAGUGUCGUGUCGUCCUACAGCAGUAGGACGUUCUUUAGCAAUAGGAGUGUACACAAGAUAUUGGAGAGUAGUGGAUCGGAUGCAUUGGCACCAAUGGGCGACGCGGACGACGACACAAACGCCGAGCAGUUUGAGGACUCGUUCCAAUCGACCAACUCCUCAUCAUUUAGUCAAGCCACCAAUGUACUACAUCGCAACGUGUUUGAUAUUCAAAAGAAUCAGCUGCUGGGCCAGCUGGACAGGAUGCGACACCAUCUGUUCAAGAAGCGCCAUGACGACGAGGAGGCCAAGUACCAUGUGCCCAUCAGUCAAAUGGGCAACUAUCACGAGACAUUGAACAAGCGAGAGACAUUGCGAGACAUUGAUGAAGACAAGAAGCCCAAUCAUCCACUGUUUGGCAAUCCGUAUCGCAAGGACAAGGGCACACGUCUUGACGUGUCAAUCGACGAGGCAGAGAUGGACAGUGACCUAGAGUCAGCGAUAAAGCGAGGCAACCAGCCACCCAAACGAAGGAGAACUUCCAAGCUUGCCGCGCCCUUCAAGCUGGGUGCCAAGGUGGCAGCCCCUCCCUCGCCAUCGUCCACAUCGACCACUCCAUCUACCGUGAGCUCGCCUCCUCCAUCAACAAGUGCACCAGUGGUCACAUCCCCGCCACAGUCUGCACCACAUACUCCUACGCCUCCAUCACCCUCGUCGUCAGUUAGCACUCCACCAUCAACUCCGCCACCAUCAACAGGACCAGUCUCAGCUGCUGCAGUUCCUACAUCUCCUCCAGUCUCUCCAACACAACACUCACUCUCACCACCAAUGCAGUUCCCGCUGCCAUUCCCCUCGACUCCACCACUCAAAGCCACCACCCCUGCAUCAUCAUCGUCAGCAACCUCUUCAUCUUCAUCAUCAUCGACCAGCAAUACAUCACAACCAACAACACAACAACAACACAGUACACCUCCACCUCCAAUAUCCAUACCAAACUUCAUACAGUCUGGACCAUCCACACUUAUACCAUCACCAUCGAUGUCAACGUCCAUGUCCUCAUGGCCACUAGCGUCAUCACAAGCUCCACGCAUGGCACAAGAGUCAACUCCAGCAUCCUCCACUCCAGUCACAGUAAAGAGUAGUAGCGCAGCAUCAGUCCCAUCAUCACCAUCCACUCUACAAUCACAACAACAACAACAUCAACAACAUAAUCAACAACAAUCGUUACAAUCCAAUGACAAGUUGGUAUCGAAUAUCAAACGUGAGAUAAGAAGACCAACUAGGAACAAUGUGGAUGUAAUCAUGGAGAUGAUUAGACAACUAAAUGGAUCACGACCUGAAGUCAACAACGUGGUACAACGUAGCAUCAAACCUUUGGCACAGGAGUACAAGAAGUAUGCGCUCAUACUCCAACUGGAAGCACUACUAGACAAGCCCUACCAGUAG
This is a messenger RNA of Acytostelium subglobosum LB1, 2922 nucleotides long. RefSeq lists its product as hypothetical. Lineage: Eukaryota; Evosea; Eumycetozoa; Acytosteliales; Acytosteliaceae. The record is from RefSeq and is a predicted model, not a curated record. The coding region runs from base 1 to 2922 and encodes 973 amino acids. The transcript has 3 exons. Gene Ontology annotation, biological process: snRNA 3'-end processing. Gene Ontology annotation, cellular component: integrator complex.